This is a messenger RNA of Camelina sativa (false flax), 636 nucleotides long. The record is from RefSeq and is a predicted model, not a curated record. NCBI's taxonomy places the organism in Eukaryota, Viridiplantae, Streptophyta, Magnoliopsida, Brassicales, Brassicaceae.
AUGGCAUCUUCAUCAUACCAUUAUCACUACCAAAGAGAUGGUAUGGAUGAUGAUUUUGAUGCAUAUUUUGAUAAUUAUGCAGAUUCUAAUAUCAUUCAAGAACCAAUAGAGCCAAAGAAACGGAUAUUUAUCCCAAGAAACCGAGAAGAAGGCCACAAUAAUCUUUGGAAUGAUUAUUUUAGUGAUACUCCAACAUACCCGGACUAUUUAUUCCGGCGACGGUUUCGCAUGCAUAGGCCAUUGUUCAUGCGUAUUGUGCAACGUCUCUCUACAGAAGUCGAGUAUUUCCGUCAAUCCCAGGAUGCAACCGGUCGGGCUAGUCUGUCACCUAUACAAAAAUGUACUGCAGCAAUUCGCCAAUUGGCAUAUGGUACUUCGUCCGACACAGUUGACGAGUAUGUACGAAUUGGUGGAUCAACAGCUCGGAAAUGUUUGCACGAUUUUACCGCCGCGAUAAUCCAGUUGUUUGGCGAUGAAUACUUAAGACAUCGUUCAAAUGUUUUUGAUGACAUUCUCAACGGUAAAGCUCCGGAGGUCAACUACUUUGUCAAUGGAAGGGAGUACAAUUUGGCAUACUAUCUCACCGAUGGCUCAAUAAAUGUAGAUGAUGGGUUUUUCUAUCCACGCGAAUGGUAA